AUGCCCGCGACUGCUCCCUUUUUCAUACCCGUCGCUAUCUGUAUCGUCCUGCUUUACACUGGCUAUCGCAGGCUUCUUCCCAAGCCCAUUCCUGGCAUUCCAUACAACGAGUCGGCAACCCGAUCUCUCCUUGGCGACAUACCAGAGAUGAUGAGGUAUAUCGCCAAAACUGAGGAAAUCUGGCCGUGGAUCACAGAACAGAUCACCAAACAUCAAUCGCCUAUUGUGCAAGUUUUUGGGAGGCCCUUUGCCCGGCCUUGGGUCAUCGUAUCCGAUCACCGCGAGAGCUCUGACAUCCUCCUUCGUCGGACGAAAGAGUUCGACCGAUCUGAUUUCACAGCUGAUGUCUUCAUGGGGCUGGUGCCAGAUAUGCAUAUCAGUAUGAAAUCGACAGAGAAUCGGUUCAAACUUCACCGAAACCUCUUGAAAGAUCUCAUGACACCUGCCUUUCUCCAUGGUGUUGGUGGCCCACAGAUAUACGCCAACACGGAGACCUUUGUAAAACUUUGGAACUUCAAGACGGAGGUGGCACAGGAGCAUGCUUUUGAGGCUGGUGAAGACAUAUACAAUGUGGCGCUAGAUGUCAUCUUCGCGACCACCUUUGGACUGCAAAUCCAAGAGAGCAACACAUUCGCGCAGUUGCAGCAACUUUUGGGAGCUGAGAAAUUUGAUCUUCCACAGGCCCUCACCGACCCAAUCUUAUUCCCUCAGUUCCAUCGCCCGGCAACUUUUGAAGCGAUCGCAACGCUUACAGAGUCUCUAGAGGUAUCCGUCAAAGCGCCUUUCCCUCGCUUCGCCCAUUGGAUCUUACGCCAACUGCCUUAUAUGCGGAAAGCCAGAGCCUACAAGGAGAAACUCUUCUCCGACAUGGUUGAUGAGUCUCUGAACAGAUUAUCUUCCGGACAUCAAGCCAAGAGAUCGGCUCUCGAUGACAUCUUACAGCGAGAGAGGGCGACUGCAAAGAAAGAUGGUCGACCACCCAGGUACCAUUCCCGCACAAUUUAUGAUGAGCUUUUUGGGUUCAUCAUUGGUGGUCACGAUACGACAAGUACAACGUUGACAUGGACUGUCAAAUACCUCUCCUUUGCUCAAUCCGCGCAAACCACUCUCCGCUCCCGUCUCCGGGCCGCGUAUGCUGCAGCGACAGCAGAGCAACGUAACCCAACCAUGGAAGAGAUCAUCAAGAUUCAGGUCCCGUACCUUGAUGCCACCAUUGAGGAGAUGUCUCGGACGGCACAGCUCUUUAAUGGAUCGAUUCGUACAACUACCACGGACACCACACUGCUAGGCUACAGCAUCCCCAAGGGCACAGAUGUGUUUCUCAUGCAGAACGGGCCCGGGUACCUGUCACCUGCUCUGCCUGUCAGUGAUUCAAAGCGCAGUGCCUCCAGCUUAGCCGCCAAGAACCAGGUUGGCCAGUGGACACAGGACGAGGAAGACAUGAAGACAUUCCGACCUGAGCGCUGGCUCGUGCACGACUCGCAGGCUGGUCAAGAGGUCUUUGACUCCCAGGCGGGACCACAUCUUGCUUUCGGCCUGGGUCCUCGGGCGUGCUUUGGCCGCAGGUUAGCAUAUCUCCAGAUGCGGAUCAUCCUGGUCAUGAUGAUCUGGAACUUUGAGUUGAAGGAGACCCCGGCUGAGGUCAGCAGCUGGGCGGCCACGAACAAGCUGGCCCGCCAUCCCCGAAUGUGUUAUGUGAGAUUGGAGAAGGCUGGAUUCUAG
Fonsecaea nubica is the source of this 1722-nucleotide messenger RNA. RefSeq lists its product as hypothetical. Bases 1 to 1722 code for a protein of 573 amino acids. Lineage: Eukaryota; Fungi; Ascomycota; Eurotiomycetes; Chaetothyriales; Herpotrichiellaceae. The transcript is spliced from 2 exons. The record is from RefSeq and is a predicted model, not a curated record. Gene Ontology annotation, molecular function: iron ion binding; heme binding; oxidoreductase activity, acting on paired donors, with incorporation or reduction of molecular oxygen.